Molecule: messenger RNA, 1293 nt
Organism: Pseudozyma flocculosa PF-1
Lineage: Eukaryota; Fungi; Basidiomycota; Ustilaginomycetes; Ustilaginales; Ustilaginaceae
Exons: 4
Coding region: 1-1293 (430 amino acids)
Biological process (GO): D-sorbitol catabolic process
Molecular function (GO): L-iditol 2-dehydrogenase (NAD+) activity; zinc ion binding
Source: RefSeq, a predicted model, not a curated record
AUGGCACCCACUGCUCUAUCCACGCCCACCCCAGCCCAGCCUUCCACCUCCGCCAUCCCCGCAAAGGCCAACAACACCAUGACGACCAACCUCAGCGCCGUCCUCCACGGCCCAAAGGACCUCCGCGUCGUCUCGCGCCCCAUCGAGGCCCCCGCACCCACCGAGGUCCAGAUCCGCGUGCGCUGCACCGGCCUCUGCGGCUCCGACCUCCACUACUACAUCCACGGCCGCAACGGCGACUUUGCCCUCCAGCACCCAAUGUGCCUCGGCCACGAGUCCGGCGGCGAGAUUGUCGCCCUCGGCGCAGACGUCGCCGCCUCCCAGGCCCUCUCCAUCGGCGACCGCGUCGCCAUCGAGGCAGGCAGGAUGUGCGGCGCCUGCCAAAAGUGCAAGGAGGGCAGGUACAACCUCUGCAAAAACAUGCGCUUCGCCAGCAGCGCAAAGACCUUCCCCCAUCUCGACGGCACCCUCCAGAGGUUCAUGAACUGGCCCGCCGCCCUCGUCCACAGGCUUCCGGAAAACGUGUCGUACACCUCGGCAGCGCUCUGUGAGCCGCUGUCGGUCGUGCUCCAGGGCAUUCGACGGUCCAACCUGCAGGCGGGCCAGUCGGUCCUCGUCCUCGGUGCAGGCGCCGUCGGCCUGCUCGCCUGCGCAGCCGCAAAGGCCUCGGGAGCGUCCUACGUCGCCGCCGCCGACAUCGACGAGGGCCGCCUCGCCUUUGCGCGCGCCAACGCCGCCAAGUCGGGCGCCAGCGUGCUCCUCGAGACACUCUCUUCGCCGUCCUCGACGGCCGCCACCGCCGGUCAGGAUGGCGGGUACGCGGUCAACGCUGCGCCGCUCGACCUGAGCACCGACGGCUUCGACCUGACGUUUGAGUGCACGGGCGUGCCGUCGUGCGUAUCGCUGAGCAUCUUUACCACGCGGGCGGGCGGCAAGACGAUUCUGAUUGGGAUGGGCAAUCCGAUCCAGACGCUGCCCAUUGGCGCGGCGGCGCUGCGCGAAGUCGACAUCGUCGGCGUAUUCCGAUACGCCAACACCUACCCCGUCGCGCUGGGUCUGCUUGCCGGUGGCGGUCUGCGCGCCGUGGGAGGGGGUGUACACGCUUCGGGGUCCACGGUGGAUGGUGCGACCGAGGGACACGGCGUGGGGAGGAAGAUGGGCGGGAUCGAGAACCUCGUCUCGCACUCGUUUCCCCUCGAACAGUCCGUCGAGGCCUUUGAGACGCUUGCCCGCGGAAAGGGGGCAGAGGGACGCGGUGUCGUCAAAGUCUUUGUGGUCGACAACGAACCCUAG